Molecule: messenger RNA, 2854 nt
Organism: Equus quagga
Lineage: Eukaryota; Metazoa; Chordata; Mammalia; Perissodactyla; Equidae
Gene: F2RL1
Product: F2R like trypsin receptor 1
Exons: 2
Coding region: 126-1319 (397 amino acids)
Biological process (GO): positive regulation of Rho protein signal transduction; blood coagulation; thrombin-activated receptor signaling pathway
Cellular component (GO): membrane
Molecular function (GO): thrombin-activated receptor activity
Source: RefSeq, a predicted model, not a curated record
CGACCGCAGAGGCUCCAAAUAGGGGUGGGUGGGAGGGUGGCUCUGUCUCCGCGGCGAGAGCACUCUGAGUUUCGGAUCGGUGGCGGCGAACUGCGCGCCCGUCGGGCGUCGGGGCUGCUGGAAGGAUGCGACGCCCGAGCGCAGCGUGGCUGCUGGGGGGCGCCAUCCUGCUGGCGGCCUCUGCCUCCUGCAAUCGCACCCUCCCAGGAACCAAUAGACUCUCUAAAGGAAGGAGCCUCAUUGGUAAGGCUGAAAGCCCCGCUCACGUCACCGGGAAAGGAGUUACAGUGGAACCAGGCUUCUCCGUGGAUGAAUUUUCUGCCUCCGUCCUCACGGGAAAGCUGACUACUGUCUUUCUUCCAAUUGUCUACACAAUUGUAUUUGUGAUUGGUUUGCCAAGUAAUGGCAUGGCCCUGUGGGUUUUCCUUUUCCGAACCAGGAAGAGGCACCCCGCUGUGGUUUACAUGGCCAACCUGGCCUUGGCAGACCUCCUUUCUGUUAUCUGGUUCCCUUUGAAGAUUGCCUAUCACAUACAUGGCAACAACUGGAUUUACGGGGAAUCCCUUUGCAAGGUACUCAUUGGCUUUUUCUAUGGCAACAUGUACUGUUCCAUUCUCUUCAUGACCUGCCUCAGCGUGCAGAGAUACUGGGUCAUCGUGAACCCCAUGGUGCACCCCAGGAAGAAGGCAAACAUCGCCAUCGGUGUCUCUUUGGGAAUAUGGCUGCUGAUUCUGCUGGUUACCAUUCCUUUGUAUGUCGUGAAGCAGACCGUCUACAUUCCAGCCCUGAACAUCACCACCUGUCAUGAUGUUUUGCCUGAGGAGGUGUUGGUGGGGGACAUGUUCAAUUAUUUCCUCUCUCUGGCCAUCGGGGUCUUCCUGUUCCCAGCCUUCCUCACGGCCUCUGCCUAUGUGCUGAUGAUCAGAACACUUCGAUCUUCGACUGUAGAUGAAAACUCGGGAAAGAAGAAGCAGAGAGCCAUCAAACUUAUUGUCACCGUCCUGGCCAUGUACCUGAUCUGCUUCACUCCUAGUAACCUUCUGCUUGUGGUGCAUUAUUUCCUGAUUAAAAACUGGAGCCAGAGCCACGUCUAUGCCCUGUACAUUGCAGCCCUCUGCCUCUCCACCCUCAACAGCUGCAUCGAUCCCUUUGUCUAUUACUUUGUUUCCCAAGACUUUAGGAAUCAUGCAAAGAACGCUCUCCUUUGUCGGAGCGUCCGUACAGUAAAGCAGAUGCAAGUAUCUCUCACAUCAAAGAAAUUCUCCAGGAAGUCCAGCUCUUACUCUUCGAGUUCAACCAGCGUGAAAACCUCCUACUGAGUUGUCCAGCUCCUCCCACAGAAGUUUUACAGGAUGAUCUGGAGGCUGCUUGGUGUUAUGGGGAUGUUUCCAUUGUUUCCUAGCCGAGCAGGUCCACCACAUACCAGGUAUCUGCAGCACCUCUCAGGAUUGCUGGAAGCUUCCUUGUUUGCAUGAGGAAAGUCCCCCAAGUUCACAUAGAUGUCACUUUCAGAAUUCCUCUACUCAGAUGCUCCCAGAAACGGAGCUGAUAGAAGCAGACUUUUCUGAAGGUGGUGAAAAGACAGAAACCCAGUGACUUGCAUGAACUAGUCUUGGCAUGAAGACUAAGUUCUUAGCUGAAACUCCAAUUCUUUUAUAUCUGGGGUCAAUCACAGCCCUCUUAGGGCUUAAGAGCCCUCAGGGAUGCUCGGUUCAGUUGACUGACUUUACAGAUGAGGAAAUUAAAGAGGUGAAGGAGGUACCCAGAGUCAGGUUUCCAACCAAUGGCAGAGUUAGGAUUGAACAGUAGAAUGUGAAUGGUCAGUUGGGGUCUUGGUCCCUCAUCGAAAUCAUUGUGGAUCUUGUUAAAAAAUGCAGGUUUGUCAGACUCAGGAAUGAGAGCUCAGAGUCUGGGAACAGAGCCCAGGAACCUGCAUGUUCACAAGUCUGCCUGAUGCUCUGGCACACCGAGGCUGGAGAACCGCUCGGCUGGGUGCUGCCUUCACUCCACAAUGUGCUGUAGUAGCUGUUGAAGAGAAGCAAAGAAGGGCUCUGUUUCUUUGUGGUGUUCAGCUUGUAAUGAAAUCUGUUUAUUGACUUAUCAGGACUUUCAAUUACGUCUUUAUUAAUCCUUUGAGCUUUUGUAUGUGUCAUUAUCACAUCAAGGAAAACACAAUGAGGAUUUUAAAUGUGGAAAUACAAAUGUUGUGUAACUUUUUUACUGACUUUGGUGAAAUCUUCAGGUAGUCUGAGUAACAUGCUGUUUUGUAACUCAGAGUAACGUUUACCGUUUAGUAUUUUAAAAAAAUUAUUUUUGGACUAUUUAUUGUCAGUUUCAUUCGCUUAAGUAUGAAACUAUAAAGACUUCACUGGGUUUGAACCACAUCUGUUUGGAAAAGAACACUGAAAUAGAUUGAUUUGCAAUGUAUUUAAGAGGGACUUGAAUCCAAGCUGACUAUACAACUGUUGUAUUUGUGACUUUUUAAAAUAAUUAUUUUAUUGUAUGAUUGAUUUAUAAAUAACACAUGGCUUUUUUUUUACAACUUAUUUCUGAAUUGCGUGUGUUUUGUUUCUUGUUUUUGCAGGAGGGGGAGGGAGAUGGGAAGCAAUACAUUACUCUUCUAACAAGAAACGAUGUGAUGCGUACACUUUAUGUUUUACAUAGGCCCGCCAUACUGUACAUAUUGCUCUGUGACAAUUGUUUUUCAUUUAACUAUGUUUUAGGAUUCUUUCCAUGCCUGCAUCUAUAGGUUGACCUUCUUUUUUUUCCCCCCCCUGAGGAAGAUUGGCCCCCAGCUAACAUCUGUUGCCAAUCUUCCUCUUUUUGCUUGAGGAAUAUUGUCCCUGAGCUAACA